AUGUCUGACAGUACACAAAAAGACCCGCAAGUUAUCUUUUGUGACGUGUGCACAGAUGAGGACAGGAAACCAGCACGAAAGACUUGCAUGAAAUGUGAGAUCUCCAUGUGCGUCCAACAUCUCCAGAUCCACCUGACCACUCCUGCGUUGAUACAAACUCAUCCUCUGACUGAGCCGAUGGCUUUAUGUGGGACCACUAAAUGCCCUCAACAUGGCAAACUGCUGGAGUACUACUGUCUGGAUGACAGGACCUGUCUCUGUGUUUCCUGCGCCAUUGAAGACCAGCACCGCCUGCACAACAUGAAGACCUUCUCCACAGCCCACAAGGAGCUCAUGGAAAAGCUCAGUGCUGAGCAGCAGGCUUUACUGGUGAAAACUGAUGAUGAGAACGUGAGUCUGGAAAAGUGGGAGAAAAGUGAAAGAGAGAAGCUGGGUCGCUGCAGUGUGCGUCUCAUUGAGGCUGUGAGUAAGAUGCGUGACGCCGCCUUGACCAGCGUCCAGAGUUCAGUCUCUGCUCGUAUGGUGGCCAUGAAAACCAGUAAGAGCAGCAUGCAAGCAGCACAGGAGGAGAAAGACACCUUCAGAUUCCUGCAGAUGUAUUCUCAGGUGCAUCAGGAUAUGGAGAAGGCCAAGGCCGUGGAUCUGAGAAAAGGGUUGGAGCCUGGCAGCGAUCGUGAUAAACUGGUUGAGGAGAUGAGACAGGGUGGUGAAAAGAUGAUUGAGCAAGCAGACCAGUUGUGGUGUUCUUUGUUGACUCUGGUUGACCCUGAAAACCACCAGGAGCUCAUUUACACUGAUUCAGACCUGAUCUUUGACCCUCAGGGCCCUUGCAUGUCACUGUCUGAAAGCAAGAAGAUGGUUUUCUACAAUAGCUGGAUGGGGCAAUGCUCUGCUACUCUUCUUAUCUCUAGCAUCAAAUCUGUUCCCAACUUUCAGAGGUGGGUGAUCAACCUUUCUGAAGACUAUGACUGGACCGUUGGUUUAUGUGACAAACAGUCUGCAAAGAACUUGAAGGAUGGAAAUGUCUUUGGACUGUGCUGCAAAGGUGACCAGCUCAGCUUUCUCACAACAGAGUAUGAUGAUUGUUCUGAUGCUUCAAUGGUUUCAUCUAAAACAAGCAAAUAUAGUGAUUGCUCUGAUGCUUCAAUGCCUCCAACAAAGAAACCAUGCAGGGUUUCAUCUAAAACAAUCAAAUAUAGUGGCAAAAAAGGAGAUGAGGACAUAUCACGACCUGAAAUGGUGGAAGUGUUUUGGAACCGAGCAGCGUCCUCACUGUCCUUCUUCAGCAGAACUGGACAGCACCAGAGGGAAGAAGUACUCACGAUUAAGAUGAAGAUCAACAACAGUGACCUUGUUGCUUUUGUCCAACUGGGAGAAGAAAAUACCCCAAAUAGUUCAGACUGGCCCCAUCAACAAUGGCGAUGCUCCUGUGGGCAGAUUUACAGCAGGAGAAUGAAUAAAUAUGGCAAUGGAAUGUGCCAAUACUCACACCAGGGCAACUGUUCCUGUGGAGCAAUUAUUGGUGAUGCAUGCAUCACAAAGAUAAUUUGUCAACUUGUGUAA
Scomber japonicus (chub mackerel) is the source of this 1563-nucleotide messenger RNA. Its product is annotated as nuclear factor 7, ovary-like. The transcript is spliced from 2 exons. Lineage: Eukaryota; Metazoa; Chordata; Actinopteri; Scombriformes; Scombridae. The record is from RefSeq and is a predicted model, not a curated record. Gene Ontology annotation, molecular function: zinc ion binding. The coding region runs from base 1 to 1563 and encodes 520 amino acids.